CUCAAAGACAUUUGAGCAAGACAAUUAAACCUCUGGUGAAACAUUAGCUUUGCAAUAGAUAUAGGAUUACUUUCCGCAGAAAGAAGCACCACGGCGCUGCAGGGUAAUGAAGCCGUUGUUUGCAACCAUUUCAGGAUGUUGUCGCAGCAAGAUGUAUUUUUGGACUCGAUUUUUAACCAUACAGUUUAAUUUCCGGAGCUUCAAAAUAUAAUGAAAUAUAUUUUGAAAUACCUGCUGUUCAGCUGUGGAUUUUGGAGCAUCAGGAAAAAUUGGGAAUGUGCCUGAUUGCUGCAGAGAGGCCUUGGAGAUGACUCCCUGAGACCACUAAGAUGCCUGGCUGUUUUAAAAAGACUUUAUUUGCCUUGGCUUCUGCAAUAAGUUUUGCAUCUUUUAUCUUGAUUGUUGUCGCAAUGGGGACUCCAAAGUGGAUGACUGGGAAGAUUCUGUGCAAAACAGGAGCUGAAUUAGUCAAUGCCACAGAUCCAGAGCUGGUCAAGUUCAUUGGAGAAAUUUACUACGGACUCUUUCGGGGCGGCAAAAUACGGCAGUGUGGGUUGGGCGGGCGUCACUCCAAAUUCUCAGUUUUCCCACAUAUGGUGAAGAAACUGAAUACAGGCCUACAUGUGAUGAUAAUAAUGUUCCUUUGUGUGGCCAUUUCCUUUUCUCUGGUCAGUUUUGGAUUCUGCAUUCUUAACGCAAUAAAAGUUCCUUACCGGGCUAUUAAGGGUCCAGCAGGAAUAUGCCUUUGGAAUUUCCUUGCAGGUGGAUUCAUAGCACUUGCAGUCACCAGCUUUAUGGUUGCUGUAAAAUUUCACCGCCUCACAGAAAGAAUUGCCAAUUUUCGGGAGAAUGUCUUUCAAUUUGUUAUCUUAGAAGAACAGCUUGAAGAUUGUUUUUGGAUUUGUGUGGCAAGCGCCACAGCACAUGCAGUGAAUUUGCUGCUAAUAGCCAUUAGUUGUAUUAAUUUCCCUAAAAUUAAGACUAAAACAGAAGAAGCAAAUGUUACAGCUGAAGAUAUCAUGUACUAAUAAAUCUGUGUAGGAUUUCUUUGGUGAA
This is a messenger RNA of Numida meleagris (helmeted guineafowl), 1056 nucleotides long. It is a transcript of the gene CLRN2, whose product is annotated as clarin 2. The transcript is spliced from 3 exons. The coding region runs from base 330 to 1028 and encodes 232 amino acids. Lineage: Eukaryota; Metazoa; Chordata; Aves; Galliformes; Numididae. The record is from RefSeq and is a predicted model, not a curated record.